Messenger RNA from Rhizoctonia solani, 1164 nucleotides. RefSeq names its product filament domain protein. Bases 1 to 1164 code for a protein of 387 amino acids. The transcript is spliced from 5 exons. The record is from RefSeq and is a predicted model, not a curated record. Lineage: Eukaryota; Fungi; Basidiomycota; Agaricomycetes; Cantharellales; Ceratobasidiaceae.
AUGUCCGACUCUGGUGAAGAUGAGUUUAAUACUCUGAAGCCAAGUUUACGGCGCAUCAUCGACACGGCUUUUCUCAAGCUCUCAAAACAAGCCAGGAGCAAGGCAACUCGACCCCCUCAGAAAAAGCUACGACUGGAGGAACCUGAAAGUGAUGGGGAAGGAGGGGGGUUUGUCAAGGACGAUCAGGGAGAACGAGAAGCUAGUGAAGAAGAAGACCACGAUAGUAUCCCCCUUUCAAUGAUCCCUACAGGUCUUCAAAUGCUCGAUCUCCCACCGGAUGACGAAGAGGUAACCAUUCUACCCUCAGUCUUGUCUGUGUUUCGUAACGCCGCUACCGGAUGGGAGACUCGACCAGGGAUACGCCGUCGAAGGUCUGACUCAGAUGACGAGGGAGCAGUGGAUAAGGACGUUGGUCUUUCGGUUUCGUGGCCAGAUUGGAGGGAAGUCUGUGCGGUGCUAUUGAAUCGGAAGGAGGACAGCAAAGUGGAGGAAGAAACGUCAAGGAAAAAAAAGAACAAACCGGAACGUUUGCUCCAGUUGAAAAGUGAAGAGCAACGCGAUCGUCGGGUGACCAGAGGACAGGCUCGGGCCGCAGAAAAGCGGAGACGAGAAGAGGAGUCCGACGAAGAGGGCGGAUUCAUAAUCGAGGAUGAAAAUAAAGGAGGAAGGUUCGUUCCAGGAUCUGAUGACGAAUCUGGUGGAUCCCUCUAUGGGUCAGAUGAAGGGGCGGGGUAUGCACAUAGUGGAUCUGAUUCAGAUCGUUAUUCGGACAAUGACGACGACUCUUCGGCUUCUGAGUUCCGUGUUUCCGUGGCUCAGGCUAAAUCGACCCGUUCCAAGACCAAGAACGACGCUGACUCGGACGUGGAUAUCGACAUCGAUGGCAAUUGGGAUGAGGACAUGCCUCGAUCACUAACUGUUCGUCAGCUCCGAGAGGCCAAGCUUGCGUUUGCCCUCUUUUUUCCGGGCACGGAUGUCGCCGAUUCUCGUUUGAAUACAAAGAGAUUAGGGGUCAAAGAAGUUCGGGAGGCAGCGAAGACACUCAAAGAAAACCUGUCCUCCAAUGAUAUCAUAGAGAUGCUGGGUAUGUUCUCGUCGGCUCCUGACGGGUCGAUUGGAUUAGAAGAAUUCGGCCGGAUGGCAGUAAUGGCGCGGUUGAUUUAG